Molecule: messenger RNA, 7861 nt
Organism: Notolabrus celidotus (New Zealand spotty)
Lineage: Eukaryota; Metazoa; Chordata; Actinopteri; Labriformes; Labridae
Gene: slitrk4
Product: SLIT and NTRK-like family, member 4
Exons: 2
Coding region: 1584-4172 (862 amino acids)
Biological process (GO): positive regulation of synapse assembly; regulation of presynapse assembly; axonogenesis
Cellular component (GO): membrane; glutamatergic synapse
Molecular function (GO): protein binding
Source: RefSeq, a predicted model, not a curated record
AGAAUGUUAAAAAAUAUAGUGGAAAAUGGAUCUGUUUCAAGGUCUGGAGUGUUUUUUAUUUUCCUUUUUUGGUCUAUGUGACGGACCCCCCCUUUCUCUUUUUCUCUCUCUCUUUCUCUCCCUCAACUCCCUCCCUCCUCCCCCCUCCCUCUCUCUCUCUACAUCUCUGCAUUCGCCUCUUUUAGUCGUGUGGGAAGCUCAGUGAAUGCGGCUGCAGAAGGAGCCAGCAUACUUAUGCGUCUGACACGGAUACUGCUCUGUCUUUACAGGAGGGAAAACAAGCUUGCCUUCAACUCGUUAAACUCUCUUCAUUUUGCCCCAGUUGGAUAUUUUUUGGCUUCAGUGAAAUCCACAUUUCCUCACUCCAAGUUUAUUCUGAUUGCAUCUUUUGUGGACCGAUAUGGGAACGGGAGAAAGCGCGGAGUUUCCAGCGGCACCUCACUUGCACCGCAGCGGACUAAAGGCAGAAUAACUGCAUUAUUCAUUUUUACGCACCGGUUUCUGUUUUCCUGACUUGUCUCUGUCGCUCAUCAGAGUACUUUUCUGAAUAAUAUUCCUCCAGGGGAGAGGCUUCGAGAUCAGCACAGCCUUUCCUUUUAAUCUGUAUUUGAAUAACUCCGUUGGAUGGACACUGACAUAGACAUCUGCCUCUUCCUGCAAAUGCACUGACCGCUUUAGAAAUAACAGUUUUGAGACUGAAUUUCCGCGAUGGAAAAAACUGUACACGGAACCUGAUGGGAGCUUUUUGGCUGCUGCCGCCAUCUGAAGCAUUAUCCCGGUGCGCAACUUCGCCCGAAACAAACCAGCAUUUAUUCAUUGGAUGGUUGGGGGUUGCUGAGCCGAGCUGAAGCCAGACGCACAGUGUUGGCCAUCCUCUCCCCCCCCUCCUCUUUUUUAUCCUCUCCUCUGCUGACAGUCCCUCUCCAGAGUGCACCCGCAACAACGCCAAAAAUGACGGACUUCUUUCACCGCAUCACUGACCACCUUGCGCCUGUUUUCACGCCUUGGAGUCGCCGGACGCGCAGUCAAGAUCUCUAAAAGCUGUCUGCCUCUCCCUUUCUCUCUCUUUCGCUCUGCCUGCCUUUCUCGAUCUCUCUCUCUCUCUCUCUCUCUCUCCCCUUCUCUCUCUCUCUCUCUCUUUUCCAAGUCUCUCUCUCUUUCUCUCCUGCACUCCUGCAACCAAAUGAAUGCUCUCCCAUGGAGGUAGUACAACCACCUUGGGGACCGAACGACCAGAGGGGUGAUUUUUCCAAGCAAGAGGAGCCCGUCAGUAAAAGACGCAUCGGGUGAAAUCGGAGCUCCCCCCCACCCCUCUCCUUUCUCUCCAUCUCCUCCGCUCCCCCCUUCCAGUUUGCCUGGCUCAGGUUGAUAUACAGUAGCCUGCAUGGAGAUAUAGGACUGGAGAAACCUUGUUGCGCCCCUCUAACUGCUUGUGUUUGACUUCAGCUGGGAAGAGUGUUUGCGCACGUCUCCAUCCAUGUCUCACCAAUGCUGCCCCGCGUCUCCGGAGGGAGCCGCAUUCAUCACACCCUCAGCUUUGGGUUACUAAAUGGUUUUCUGGGGGAGGAUUUCUAAACGGCGAGAUGCUGCUCGUACUCCUGCUGGCAGCCUUUUCUUCUUCCAUCUCGGGCUCCCUGUCCUCCUCCCUCUCCUCCCCCUCCAUGUCGGACGGACCCCAGAUGGUAGACCCGUCCGCCUCGGACUUGAUGGCGGAGACCUGCAGCGCCUGCUCCUGCAUGUCUGUGGAAAACGUGCUGUACGUCAACUGCGAGAAGAUCACUGUCUAUCGGCCCACGCAGCUCAUCCCGCCGGCCUCGUCGCUCUACCACCUGAACUUUCAGAACAACUUCUUAAUAAUCCUCUACCCAAACUCGUUCCUCAACUUCACCCACGCUGUGUCACUGCAGCUGGGAAACAACAAACUGCAGAACAUUGAAGGUGGAGCGUUCAUGGGGAUGAGUGCUCUGAAACAGCUGCACCUGAACAAUAACGAGCUGAAGGUGCUGCGAGCAGACACUUUCCAAGGGAUAGAGAACUUGGAAUAUCUCCAGGCUGACUACAACUUGAUUAAGUAUAUUGAAAAGGGAGCAUUUAAUAAACUGCACAAACUAAAAGUGCUCAUCCUGAAUGACAAUCUCAUACAGGCUCUUCCUGACAACAUAUUUCGCUUUGCCUCUCUCACACACCUGGACAUCAGAGGGAACAGGAUCCAGAAGCUGCCGUAUCUUGGAGUUCUGGAGCACAUUGGGAGAAUUGUAGAGUUGCAGCUGGAUGACAACCCCUGGAAUUGUACCUGUGAUUUAGCACCUCUCAAGGCAUGGCUUGAAAACAUGCCGUAUAAUAUUUUCAUUGGUGAGGCUAUAUGUGAAACACCAAGUGACUUGUACGGGAGACUCUUAAAAGAAACCAACAAACAGGAGCUUUGUCCCAUGGGAACAGGAAGUGACUUUGAUGUACGGAUGCCGCCUGUAAUGCCUGAUAGCGGACAGUCACCCUCCAAAGGGUCUCCAACCACAGUGGCUCCUUUAGCCACUAAAUCUCCAAAAACCACUGACUCAUCUAAGAUUUAUGGUAACGGUAUCGUGGCUGGUUUGCCCCCCUUUGGAAGAAACAGUCAGAUUGUUUCUUUUCAGACACGGACCCCUCCAUUGAUGUGUCCACAGCCCUGCAGCUGUAAAGCCCACCCCUCUGACUUUGGCAUCAGUGUCAGCUGUCAGGAGAGGAACGUUAAGAAUUUAGGUGAUCUUAUUCCCAAACCCCCAAAUGCCAAGAAACUUCACCUGAGUGGGAAUUACAUCCGUGACAUUACUCCAGCUGAUUUUCAAGGGUUUGAAGGUUUAGAUCUGCUCCAUCUUGGUAGUAAUCAAAUUGUCACAGUCCAGAAAGGCGUGUUUUCUAACCUCACUAACCUGAGGAGACUGUAUCUGAAUGGAAACCAGCUCGAACAGCUACACCCAGAGAUGUUUUUGGGCCUCACAAAUCUGCAGUACCUAUAUUUGGAAUACAAUGCCAUCAAAGAAAUCCUAGCAGGCACAUUUGACUCCAUGCCAAACCUUCAACUUCUAUAUCUAAACAAUAACGUUCUGCGGAGUCUCCCUGCCUAUGUGUUUGCUGGUGUCUCUUUAGCGAGACUGAAUCUGAAAAACAAUCACUUCAUGACCCUACCAGUGAGCGGUGUCCUGGACCAGCUGCGAACAUUGACCCAGAUAGACCUGGAGGGGAACCCGUGGGAGUGUUCCUGCGAUCUUGUCGCCCUCAAACUCUGGCUAGAGAAGCUAAGUGAUGGAGUGGCUGCCAAAGAGGUGAAAUGUGCAUCCCCAGUGCAGUUCUCCAACAUUGAGCUGCGCCACUUGAAAAAUGAGAUCUUGUGUCCUAAACUGGUUGCGAGACCACCUUUUAUUCUCACUAGCGCCACCCCUGUUUUGACCUCAGUGUCGCCUGCUGGAGUUGGAAAAGCACCACCAGGAGGGCCUGUGCCUCUUUCUAUCAUGAUCCUCAGCAUUCUCGUAGUGCUCAUCCUCACUGUGUUCGUGGCCUUUUGCCUUCUAGUCUUUGUCCUGAGGAGGAAUAAAAAACCAGUGGGCAGGCAGGAGGGGCUUGGCAGUCAGGAGUGUGGCUCCAUGUCUUUGCAGCUCCGCAGACAUGGGCACAAAUCCGGCAAAAAAGGCGCCAUUCCAGGAGACGACCUGGGAGGCGAGACGUUCAUUCCCCAGACCAUCGAGCACAUUGGCAAGAGCCACACCUGUGGGAUCGGCCGCUCCUCAGACAUGGACGCUGGGUUCAAGUUUGCAGACUCACAGAGGCAGAAGAUUAUCCUCCGGAACAGCGCCGACAAGGAUAAAGACUCGCUUUCCACCCUAGAGCGCAACAAGCGUCUGAGCACCAUCGAUGAACUCGAGGAGUUCCUUCCUCAUCGAGAGCCCAGCAUGUUCAUCCAGAACUUCCUGGACAAAAGAGAUUUCAACAGUAUAGGGAUGGGCGGUUACGAGAUCCGCUACCCGGAGAAAACACUGGAUAAAAAGAUGAAGAAAUCAUCGCUGAUAGGUGGGAACCACAGUAAGAUCGUGGUGGAGCAGAGAAAAAGUGAGUAUUAUGAGCUCAAAGCAAAGCUCCAAGGAACACCUGAUUACCUGCAGGUGCUUGAGGAGCAGACUGCCCUGAGUAAAAUGUAGGGUUUCUAGUGUUCGAUUUAGUGCAUUGAUUACACAACACAUAUACAAGGCAGUCAGACACACGGACAGGCAAACAGACAGCCACACUCAUCUACCUUUGUUUUAUUGUUUAGUUUUUCUGUUCUUACACCAACACACGCACACACGCCAUUCCUCACCGCAAGAUCUCUUGCUUUCUGUCUUCAUUUCUCUCUGCAGCUACACACACACAUACACACACACUCCCACACACACAGCAAAAAAGUGCCUUCUGGAAACCCUUAAUGACCAAUGCAGAGACGGACAAAAUGGCUCCACAGAACAAAUGCUAUAACUAGAAUCAGCGUGGAUCUAUUUCACAGUAAAGACCCUUUCUGGAUUAUCCAUGCCACUACAUGUAUGAAUCCCACAUACAUCCCAUAGGGCACCUUUAAAAGCAACCAGACAGUCACAGUGUUUCCGCUGCUAUUGAAAAUGGUACUUAUCUUCUUAUUUUUGUUUGUUCUUCUUGUUAUUUUUUUCUCCUCCUUUUUUUUUUUCAACCAAAUCAAGGGUCUUGAAGACAGUGCUUGAGCGUUUACCUGCCCAUCUUCAGCCCUCUUUUAGAAAAAGAGGGAAAAAGAAAAAAGGAGGGCACAGUGGUUGUUGUUCUUUUGCUUUGGAAAGUGUCCAGAAUCUCUACAUCUGGGAUGAGAUUAACAGAGCUGGUGACUCAAUGGAUGCUACUUUGCUUUUUUGUAUUUUUUAAUUUUUGUUAAAACAUGCGAGGAUAUCUGUUCGUUCUUGGGGAUGCUUUCAGGAUUCCAAUGCAGACUUGAUGCCAUCUUGUCUGGAUUACACACCAGUAGCAGUGCACCUGCUCUUUGCCGGGAGGCUCUGGCUUUCCAUAGCGGUAAUUGGAAGCACUGCAAAACUCUUUUUGUGGAAUGAUUUCAUGACUUGUUCUCUUUGUGUAAAGAGCCAUGUUAAAUAUAGUGUCUUCUGAAUGGAGUUGUGUUCCUCUUCAAAAUUGCUACUUACAGUAACUGUAUGUUUUGGGUGAAAUCUAACGGCACAUACUCUGUCAGAGGACAUUGUUUCUGAAAAAUGAAAACCCAAGGAUAUCAAAAUUUACAAAGCUGCUUGCUAUGUAAGCGUAACAUGGAAUAUAUUUUGUAAGUCUUACAUUAUUUGUAUCUGUGGGACUGGUUUGUAAAUUACAAGGAAGGACAAACACCUACUCAUACACACACAUACACAUGAAUACUGUACGACGGAGCAUCAUCAUCAAGAGACUACAAGCCAGAAAUGUCAAACCGCUAAUAGAAAUCAAUCUGUGAUUCAACUCCCUUUGUCAGCUCUCAAUUCGUAGUACAAAAAAUUUAACAAACAUAGUUAAUUUAUUUUUCUAUGCAGGAUUAUUUAAAGAGUUAUUGGUAUUAUUUAAAAAGAAUAAUACACAAAGAGUGGAAAGGACUUGAUAGAAUGAUGCAUCAGAGCUUAUUCAGGCACCCAGGAGUGGCUGCUGAGUCGAUCUAAGGGUUUUCUGUGUCACUCAGUUUUCUGAAGAACUCGACCCGCUCGACGAGGGUUGUGAAAUGUGAUCUGUGAUGUUUCCUUUUUAUUGUGUCGCACGACAAAGUUGAGGCCUGAUAGAGUUUGUGAAGUUUCAAGCAGUUUCCUUAUUCUUAUAUCUCCCACAGUAUCUUGUAAAAGGUUUCUUAUUAACAUUAUGCAACCAAAAUAAAUGUGCAUUAAACUUGAUAUGGUUCCAGAAUUGCUGGGACGGGGGAGUGGAGAUGUUUGCGGGGCGAGAAAGGCUUGCUAAUUGAAGCUCUAAAUUGUUAGACUUGGGCAGAAUCAUAUCAUCAAACAUCAUGUGCAAUAUUAGUAAAAAAUGCUCAGUCAUGAUGGCUUCAAAUAAUUUUAUUUAUUUAGUUUGAGGUUAUAUUGUCAAGGCAGGUACUAUUUCAAAAUUAUUUUAUCAACCUAACUCUAUCUGGUCCUUUUUUUAAAAGUAUUGUUACGUUCAAACUAUGAGUGUUUAUUGACAUUACAACUGAAUAGAAUGUAUCUUGGAAAGUAUAAUAAAUACAAUUUUUUAUCGGUCAUAAAUCUCCUGUAUAUUGGUUAAUUUUCUCUUGUAUAAUCAUGUUGAAAUUAAGGUAUUAAAAUCAGCACCUAUUUGCACUGUGUCCCCCCAUUUCUUUUAGCUAACGUCCUCUCAGCUUCUGAACGGUGCUUUAAAAAGAAGAAGACACAGUUCUUACUCUGAAACUGCCAAGUCCUUCAUACCCUGCUUUUGAGUCCCUCACAGAAUGAGUUUGGUUGUCUGACAGCCUGGUUUUGGACAGUCUCCAUCUCGAGUGACAGAAUGUUGUACUUGUUUUGUACAUAUUCAAACACGGGCUGCCCUUCAAGCAUUAUAUGUGUUUGCUUAGCUGCUUAGUUUGAGGAAACUGGCCGUGCAAACUGCUGCAUGUUUCACUUAAGACCAUGGAGCCCCCCUUUUUUUGGACUUGUCACAGACUUAUGAGGAAUCUUUGGUGUUCCAGGAAUACAGUUUUAACUCUGUUUUUCUCUAAAAUGCUAAUCCUUGCAAAAUUUUAGCCCAAAAUGGAACAAAUGAAUCUUAAAAUGUGCCAUUUGAUGGUUGAAAUAUCAUUAUGUUGUUCUGAAAAAAGUCACAGUUAGCUUUCAAGGAUGUAUCAUUCGAAAAUUAUCUCUUAUAAUCAAGUCGUGUCAUUUACAUGUUAAAGCCUUUUCUUUUCCUGUCUUUUUUGGGGUCUUUCCUGGACACACACCUCACUUUUGUUCUUUCUUUGUAAGCUUCUGAAUCAUCUUUGGCUCUGAUCUCCAGCAGGUAUCAUUGCCCCUCACUGUUUUUAGGACCCUAUCAAACAUUCAUACCCGUUCCAUUUUUAGGGUUAAAAAUUCAGAUUUCCCUUUCUCUGUGUUAAUCCAACCUAUUGGGGCUUUUGGGAAACCAAGUAGCAGAAAGUAUGACUCAUCCAGACGCCUGAGAAUUGUCCUCGUUAAUUAUUAAUACCCUUGGCAGUUAUGAACUAAAAAAAGGGAUGUGAUGUGGGGGGGUUUGAAUCUGAUAUGUCCACCCCUUCCAAACUCUCCCUCUCUGUUUGCUGCUCUGUCUCUUUCCUCUCACACGUUUCCAGUCCUGUCGUACUUUAAUACAGCACAGACAUCAUUUGGAUACUUAAAUAAAGGACUCAAAUUGGCAGCAAAAGGGGCUUUUUCAGCCCAGCGUUUUGCUGCAGUGACUUGGCUCCCAUGCAGGGUUUGUUCCUGGAAGCUCCAGGGGUCCUUGAGGGGCUACAAUGGCAUAGCUACAGAUCAUAGGAAUAGUUUAUUUUCACUUUAAUGUAACUCACUAGACACUGGUAUAAUGAAAAAUGUACAAGGAGCCUGAUGGUUGUUUUCUCCCUCUCCUCCGUGCGGUUCUUAUCUCACCUGCUGUAGAGACACUUAUCCAAAUCUGUGCUGACUCCAAACUGUAAAAUCAUCUUAUCUGAUGGGGUUUCUGCUGUAAUUCACAUCCAUGUUGUGUGAAACUGAAGGGGAAACUGUUUGGGAAGCCCUGCUGGUUCAGAAGAGAAGCAUGCAUGAAUUAUAUAAUUGGCCACUAGGGGUGCUGUGAGCUAAGAGCACAGCACAGUGUAAAGUGGUGUAACUGGGCUGCAGGAGGAUUACUGUUAUUUGAAGGCUUUUAGUUC